UCAGCCUCUAUUCUGCAGUCUUAGCAUAUCUCCACUAAAAAACAAGAAAUCAUGUCAAUAAGCAACACAGAUAAGGUGGUUUUUCACUACCACCUCACUCUUUUUGUUCACCAUCAUCAAAAUCAUCCCCUUUUUUUCAUUUUUCAAACAUUUCUCAAACAAAUCUUUUUAUUCCUUUGCAGUCUAGGCACUUUGUUCCUUUCUUCUGCUCAUUAUUUUGAGAUGGGUUCUUUAUUUUGCCUUAUUUGAUGCUUUGUGGUGCCUGCAUUUUUCAUGGAACUUGGCUUUUGCAAGUGGGUACUUGCAUUUUCACUAUCUUGUUGGGCUAUUUUGGCCACAGUAUACUCAGUGAAUGGAUUAAGAGAAGAUGCUAAAGUUAGAGGAGUCAAUUUGGGAGGUUGGCUGGUUGUGGAAGGCUGGAUUAAGCCUUCAUUGUUUGAUGGCAUUCAUAAUGGAGAUAUGCUUGAUGGUACCGAGGUUCAAUUUAGAUCAGUGACCUUGCAGAAGUAUGUCUCCGCCGAGAAUGGAGGUGGCAUGAGUGUUACGGUUGAUAGAGAUGAUGCUUCUUCAUGGGAAACAUUCAGGUUAUGGAGACACUCUGAAUUAGAAUUUGAGCUUCGGACCUCCCAGGGCCAGUUUCUAACAUGUGAUAGUGAAUGGUGCUCUAUCUCUGCAACAGCAAACUCAUCCUCGGCAGGGACUACAUUUUAUAUUGAGAGAAAUACUAACAACAGAGUGCAUAUAAAACUUACUAGUGGGACCUAUCUACAGGCUACAUUAGGAAACCAGCUCUCUGCAGACUAUCCAGGGAAACCGGGAUGGGAUGAUAAUGCAGCAACAUUUGAAAUGAGCAUUAUAGCAAAUAACUUGCACGGAGAUUAUCAACUUGCGAAUGGGUAUGGGCAUAAUAAGGCCAAAGAGAUUCUUAAGAAACAUAGAAACACUUUUAUUACAGUAGAAGAUUUCAGGUUUCUAUAUAGACAUGGGAUAAACACUGUGAGGAUCCCAGUUGGUUGGUGGAUUGCCUUAGAUCCUGAUCCUCCGGCUCCAUUUAUAGGAGGAUCCUUGGAAGCUCUAGAUAAUGCACUCUCAUGGGCGCAAGCCUAUGAUAUAAGAUGUAUAAUUGAUUUUCAUGCGGCUCCCGGCUCUCAGAACGGAAUGGAACAUAGUGCUAGCAGAGAUGGUACAACAGGCUGGCCUACUUCUCCUGAUUACAUCUCACAGACUCUCGAUGUUAUAGACUUUCUAGCUUCAAGAUACGCGAGACAUCCUGCCUUGCUAGGAAUCGAGCUUUUAAAUGAGCCAUCUGCUGGUUCAGUCCCUUUGGAAGUUUUGGUUCCAUAUUACAAACAAGGCUACGAAAUUGUUCGAAAAUACUCACCAAACGCUUAUGUCAUCAUCUGUCAAAGAAUUGGCAAUGCUGACCCGAUGGAACUUUACCAGGCUAAUAUAGGCUCUCACAACAUUGUUGUUGAUUUGCAUUACUACAAUCUUUUCGACACUUUCUUUUCUAAUAUGAGUUCUGAGGAUAAUAUCCAAUUUAUACACAACAGCAGGGAAGCUCAAUUACAGGCUCUGAACAGUGCCAAUGGUCCGCUUGUUUUUAUCGGCGAAUGGGUGAACGAAUGGAAUGUAACAAGUGCAUCGGAGGAAGAUUAUCAAAAUUUUGGGAAAGCGCAACUUGAGGUUUAUGAUGCAGCUUCUUUUGGAUGGGCAUACUGGACUCUCAAAAAUGAUAGGAAACACUGGGAUUUCGAAUGGAACAUCAAGAACAAUUAUCUCCAAUUCGGUAAUUCACCGGUUAGCCAAAUUGUCGACAGACUGGUAUUGAUCGGCUUGAUAUCUACUUGCUUCUUUUUGCAUCAUAUAGUAUAGUGCAGCAGCUGAGAGAUGAUAUGAUCCAGAGAUAAAAAAACAUGAAAAUUUACGGGCGGCUUUUUAUUUUAUGUUGGUUCGCAGAUAUUCAUUCAUUGCAAAUCUGCAGGUUCAAUAAUAACUUUACAGCACAAAUAUACUGAUAGAAAACAGAAACUUAUAGUUGUACGUUUCGCUUUCAAAAUAUUAUCUGUAAUCCAUUUUUGUAAAAAAAUAACUGUCUUAUAUUUUCUAUUUCAAUGUUUUUUUUAGUUAAUAUAGCUUAUCCUCAAUAUUGUA
Mercurialis annua (annual mercury) is the source of this 2154-nucleotide messenger RNA. Its product is annotated as probable glucan 1,3-beta-glucosidase A. Gene Ontology annotation, biological process: establishment or maintenance of cell polarity; cell migration; carbohydrate metabolic process. Gene Ontology annotation, cellular component: cytoplasm; actin cytoskeleton. NCBI's taxonomy places the organism in Eukaryota, Viridiplantae, Streptophyta, Magnoliopsida, Malpighiales, Euphorbiaceae. The coding region runs from base 274 to 1875 and encodes 533 amino acids. The transcript has 11 exons. Gene Ontology annotation, molecular function: hydrolase activity, hydrolyzing O-glycosyl compounds; actin filament binding. The record is from RefSeq and is a predicted model, not a curated record.